Messenger RNA from Equus caballus (horse), 2550 nucleotides. NCBI's taxonomy places the organism in Eukaryota, Metazoa, Chordata, Mammalia, Perissodactyla, Equidae. The record is from RefSeq and is a predicted model, not a curated record.
AAGACUCCAAAUCAGUCAGGGAGAGGCGUGGAAGGAGCCAAAACGUCCCUGCGAGGCCUGCGCUCAUCAGCCCCCUUACCCAAAGUCCGGGGCUGUCGGCGCCAGGAUCCGGCUCCUAGAGCCGCCUGGGCACCAGGGCCGGCGUCCCCUGGUGGCAGAGAGAGAGCACUACGAACGAUUUUCGGACCGAAUCGGCACGCUCCUCAGAUCCAAGCAGGCGGGGCCGGCCUGGAGCAAAGAGAGAGAGAGGAGGGGACAAGGGCAGGCCAAAGGGGGCCAGGGGGGCAGCCUGAGGGGAUAAAAAGUGGCCAGGGAGGAACCAAGACUACCAGCAACAAAUAGCGUUGCUUCUGCCACGGUCUAGGGUGUGAGGCCCUGACCCCCCCAGACCUCACAGAGGUUUGGAAAGUGAAAUUGGAGAACUUUCUAGCUAGUACUUUGAUUUUUUUUUAAAUAUUUUUUUUUCACCCUAGUUUGGUUGGGUGCUCCGUUUUACGGGGCCCCAAGUUUAUUUUAAGAGUCCGCCACCGUGUUAUGGGCUUGCGCAACUGCCUCGACGGCAAUAAUAUGUCAGGACAACGCGAUAUCCCCCUUGAACUCGGGGAACAGCCCGAGCAACCAUCUUUGGAGGCCCCAGGGGCAGCUGCCCCCAGUGCUGGGCCUGGCCCAGCCGAAGAGAUGGAGACCGAACCGCCUAACAGCGAGCCCAUCCCCAUCGAGAUUGAAGGCGAGGCCUGUGGACCCCAAGAGGUCUCCAGGCCCAACUUCCAGAGCCUUGGCCAGGCCAUCGAGGAAGUCGGAGUCCAUGGAGGCUACAGCCCACCUCCUGAGGAAGCCAUGCCCUUCGAGGUUGAGCAGCCCAGCAUGGGAGCCUUCUGGCCUACCCUGGAGCAGCCUGGAGACACCACUAAGGCCCAAGCAGACCUUGGGGCCUUCGGCCCAGCACUCCUGGAGCCCGGAGCCUUCCGUGAUGCCAGCACAGGCCUGGGAGGCUACAGCCCUCCACCAGAAGAAGCCAUGCCCUUCGAGUUUGAGCAGCCUGGCCAGGGAGGCUGCAGCCAACCUCUCUUGCAGGUCUCAGACCUUGCUCCAGGAGGUCCAGGGGCGGGGGUCUCCAGCCCUCCACCCGAGGAGCCCCAAGCCCUCAGGCCCCCAAACGCAGGCUUUAGAGGAAGCUGCAGCCCUCCCCCUGAGGAGGCUAUGCCAUUUGAGUUUGAUGGAGCAGCCUUUGGGGACGACAGCCCACCCCCUGGGCUCCCCCGAGCUAUCCCGCAAAUCGACGGCGGUGAUGGCGGCCAGUUCACGGCAGUCGCGAUCCCGAGUGAGGUCUUCCUCACUCCCACCGCGAACGAGCCCCCCCUCUGGGUCUCAGGCGCCAUCGGCAGCCCAUCCCGAGAGGCUGUCAGACCUCCUUCACACUUCGUGGGUAACAGCCCCCCGAUGGAGAUCUCCGGACCCCCGCUCGAGAUUGGCAGCACCCCCGUUGGGGUCGACGACACUCCCGUCAACAUGGACAGCCCCCCAAUCGCGCUUGACGACCCGCCCAUCGAGGUCUCCAGAGCCCCAGUUAAGAGAGCGCGAGCGGAGGGAGAGGGACCCCCAGUUGAGGGAGAAGCAGCCGAGAUGGAAAGAGGCUCAGCCGCCGCUUCCGCGGAGGGAGGAAAAGUCUCCUCUCCCGGGGAAGGAGCCCCUGCCGCUGGGGCCGCUCCCGCGGUCCCUGCCUCUCCUGCCGCCGGGGCAGCCCCAGCCGCUCCUGACGCUCCAGCCGCCAGGGCAGCCCCUGCCGCCCCAGCCGCUCCUGCCGCCAGGGCAGUCCCUGCCGCCCCAGCCGCUCCUGCCGCCCGGGCAGUCCCUGCCGCCCCAGCCGCUCCUGCCGCCCGGGCAGCUCCUGCUGCCCCUGCCUCUGGAGCCCGACCUAAGCUCCGUUUCCUUAGACCCCCCAGCCCCGAGAUCCAGGCUGCCGAUCCGCCUACUCCGCAGCCUACUCGCGCGUUUGCCUGGCGGGGCAGGUCUGAGCGCGGCCGCGACGACGACGAAGGGUCGGUCACCAGCAGCGGAGACGAAUCCGACGAUGGGACCUCCGGAUGCCACCGCUGGGUGCAGCCCCGGCGAAAUCGCCGCCGCCGAAAGCCCCGGCGCAACUUGCUCCGCAACUUCCUCACGCAAGCUUUCGGAGGCUGCUUCGGUGGAUCUGAGAGCCCCCAGCCCAAAGCCCCGCGCAGCCCCAAGGUCAAGAAGGUUCCUCUGGCGGAGAAGCGCAGACAAAUGCGCAAGGAAGCCCUGGAGAAGCGUGCUCAGAAGCGCGCAGAGAAGAAACGCAGCAAGCUCAUCGACAAGCAACUCCAGGACGAAAAGAUGGGUUACAUGUGUACGCACCGCCUGCUGCUUCUAGGUAAUGCGGCGGACUCUGCCCGCGGGGAGCAGGGCCGCCGGGGGACCCGGGAGGGGGUGGCAGGGCUGCCCGGUGGGGCUCGGGGCCUGGCAGCGGGAGGAGGAGGUCUGGGUAAAAGCAGGAAGAGCCUGCUAGAAAGUUCCAGUGAGGGGCCCUAA